Molecule: messenger RNA, 4291 nt
Organism: Peromyscus californicus insignis
Lineage: Eukaryota; Metazoa; Chordata; Mammalia; Rodentia; Cricetidae
Gene: Olfm3
Product: olfactomedin 3
Exons: 6
Coding region: 393-1769 (458 amino acids)
Biological process (GO): signal transduction
Source: RefSeq, a predicted model, not a curated record
UCCGUUGCUCAGGUCUCCACACCUCUUAGCAGUAACUCCCUUUAUCUUCUUGGGUCAAAACUUUUGAGGUGGGCUGGAUAUCUAGCAGAAGGGGAGAAGGGUAGACCAGGGCGCACCAGGUGGAGGCGCUUCAGCACCUCGGCCAGCGCCCGCCGCAGCAGGUCCCAGCUUCUGAGCUCCCGGACUCCCUACUCCUAGACGCCUGCGGAAUGAUCGCCCCCCAGGGCGGCUGCCGCUGCUGCCGCUGCUGCUACUGCUGCCGCCGCCGCCGCCUCUGCCUCCACUCUUCUCUGACUGGCAGGCAGAAAGUGCAACUGACGUGGGAAAGGUCUCCGCAGUGAGUCGAGUGGCUACAUAAAACAGAGUAAAGAGAGGCAAAAACCCACAUCACAAUGCAGGCGAGGUCCAGCCUUCUCAACCUCCUUCUUCUGUCUUUACUUGCUGGAUUAGAUCCUUCCAAGACUCAGAUUAGCCCCAAAGAAGGGUGGCAAGUGUACAGCUCAGCGCAGGACCCUGAUGGGCGAUGCAUUUGUACAGUGGUGGCUCCAGAACAAAACCUGUGUUCCCGGGAUGCCAAAAGCAGGCAGCUCCGUCAGCUGUUGGAAAAGGUACAGAAUAUGUCCCAGUCUAUAGAAGUCUUAAACUUGAGAACUCAGAGAGAUUUCCAGUACGUCUUAAAAAUGGAAACCCAAAUGAAAGGGCUGAAGGCCAAGUUUCGGCAGAUUGAAGAUGAUCGGAAGACACUAAUGACCAAGCAUUUUCAGGAAUUGAAAGAGAAAAUGGAUGAGCUACUGCCCCUGAUCCCAGUUUUGGAGCAGUACAAGACAGAUGCAAAGCUCAUCACACAGUUCAAGGAGGAAAUUCGGAACCUGUCCUCAGUCCUCACUGGGAUUCAGGAGGAAAUCGGUGCCUAUGACUACGAAGAGCUCCACCAACGGGUUCUCAGUUUGGAAACCAGGCUGCGAGACUGCAUGAAAAAGCUAACAUGUGGCAAAUUGAUGAAAAUCACAGGCCCCAUCACAGUCAAGACAUCUGGAACUCGAUUUGGUGCUUGGAUGACGGAUCCCUUAGCAUCUGAAAAACAUAACAGAGUCUGGUAUAUGGACAGUUACACUAACAAUAAAAUAGUUCGUGAAUACAAGUCCAUUGCAGACUUUGUCAGUGGAGCUGAAUCAAGGACAUACAAUCUUCCUUUCAAGUGGGCAGGAACUAACCAUGUUGUCUACAAUGGCUCACUCUAUUUUAACAAGUAUCAGAGUAAUAUCAUCAUCAAGUACAGCUUUGAUUUAGGGAGAGUGCUAGCCCAAAGAAGCCUGGAGUAUGCUGGCUUUCACAAUGUAUAUCCCUACACAUGGGGUGGAUUCUCUGACAUCGACCUAAUGGCUGAUGAAAUUGGGCUGUGGGCUGUGUAUGCAACUAACCAAAAUGCAGGCAAUAUUGUCAUCAGCCAGCUUAAUCAAGAUACCUUGGAGGUGAUGAAGAGCUGGAGCACCGGCUAUCCCAAGAGAAGUGCAGGGGAAUCCUUCAUGAUCUGUGGGACUCUGUAUGUCACAAACUCCCACUUAACUGGAGCCAAAGUGUAUUAUUCCUAUUCCACAAAAACUUCCACAUAUGAGUACACGGACAUCCCCUUCCAUAACCAAUACUUUCACAUAUCCAUGCUUGACUACAAUGCAAGAGAUAGAGCUCUUUAUGCCUGGAACAAUGGCCAUCAGGUCCUGUUCAAUGUCACCCUGUUCCACAUCAUUAAGACUGAAGAUGACACAUAGGCAAAUGUCAUUUGUUUUUAUCUAUCUUCACUGUCAUUUAUGAUAAACUCUAUAGGAACCUGUCUGUGUUCAUUUUUUUUCUCCUUGAUUGACUUGUCAUCAUUUCUCCAAAGUGAAGUAUUUUAUUGUAUAUUUGGAGUUUCAAAAAAUAUUUGUCUAAGUUAAUGUGUUGUUGGAAACACAUGUUAACUGCUAAAUUCACAGGGCCUAUCAUGCCCUUGUCAUGCAAAGCACUAAAAAGAGUUUAAGUGGCUAGAGUCUUAGUUUUGCAAAAGAUUAAUGAUCUGCCUUGUCUUAGAACCAGACUAAUGGUGGCUUAAAUGCAUGAAUGUCUUCUUUUUUGAACUGUCAUUUUUUUACUGUCUCUUGCUCUACAUUAAAAAAUAUUUUCAUAGGAAUUAAGGUAAAAGAAAAGCACUUUCUCCCAUUUAUUUCUACAAAAAGAUUUAAAGAUUUUAUUUAUAUGGAAAUUACUAUCAAUCAUGUUGCUGUUACCACAUUUUCUGAUGCGGUGCUGUGCAGCCAUUUCGAAAUCUCUUGCUGACAUUUUCUUGGCAAUAUGUAUUUUUAUCAUUGUAACCACCAUCGUACAAUUGUAUUUCUUCACUUCUGUGAAAGUCAUAUUUUUUAUAAAGUGCACUAAAAUUUAAUCUCAGUAAUUAUUCAAGUCAGUUUUCAAUUGUGGUCGAGAAAGAUCUUCUUGGCUUACCCCUUCACAUAAGCACUAUAAACUUAAAAAAAAAUCAAACCAGGGAUCCUAUACAGUAUCUUUGUUUUGUCCUAAGUUCGUUCUACCAUUGGCUCUGAAUUUGAACACAAAUUCAAUGUCAUAAUACCCUGUUUCCUGGAACUAUCCCACAUAAUUGUUGAUAAAAUACGUAGCUGUGUUAUAAAGUCUAUAUUUGAUUCUAUUCAUUUAUCAUAUUAGUGUUAUUAUGAACAUACAUAUUAGUAUUUUAACAUAUUUUACAUGUAACUUUCAAUAAUGCCAUUUCUUAUAUAAUAUGAAGCACAUGAAGAGUAUUAAGGAAAGAAAAAAAUGUGUAAUUUUUUCUAUAUUAAAAUUAUGAACCACGAAGAGUUAAUGGCAAGCUUGUACAAAAGAAAAUGAUGAAAAGAAUUGGGAGUUGUCUUGUUUCAAAUGUAUUAAUAACCAAUUCAGAAAAUGAAAUAAGAAGGCAAUCUCCAGAUACCUUGCCUCAUAGUGGGUUCAAAUUUAAGGAAUAUAAGAAAACAAAACUUUGAUAUUUAUGUUACUAACUCUACAGAACCUAAAAUCAAAUAUUGAACAUGCCAAUGAGUUUAGAAGUACUUUCCAUAUGUUAAAAAGAAUUCCCCAGGGCAGCUUUAUUAAAAUUAAUGAAGUUGUAUUUUAGAUUUUUAAAAAUAUAUGCUAAAAUAAAUAAUAUAUAACUGAAAGUAUAAAUUUUUAUGUCAUACAUAUAUAAUACCACAUUUUUAAAACAAGCAUAUGAUAAUGCAGACAAAGCACUCUAUAAACAGAUAUUGAUAUUUAGAGUAAUUCAUUUUAAAUCCUGCAAGUGAAGAGUUAUCCUCAAAUAUCCCAUCAAAAUUGGAGAAUCUAAUUACUUAAUCUUGAAACUCAAGGUUGAAUGAGUAGUUACUUUUUGUUAAUAAAACAUAAGUAUGAUCUCAUGGGCACCCUGUGGUUUUUUUAAUACUAGUGACUUCUCUUCCCAAACAUUUAUGUAAGUUCUCUUCUACAAAUGAGAGUUGGAAAAUUUAGGAGAUUCAUUUGUCAUACUACACAUAUCACAAAAAUAAGCAGUUCAUACUUUAUAUAGCAAUUUGUAUAAGAUUAAAAAAAUCAUGUCAGUUUUAGAAAUGAAUCAAUUUUUAGGUAGACAGACUCUAAUAGGAACCAUUCUUUUUACGUUAUGUGGUGUCACAUACAUUUAAAAUAUGGAUGAUCAUGGCUUAUUUGUGAGGUGCGCAUCUUGUACAAAGCCUUGUUGUUUUCUAUGUAUGAUGUCUUCAUCUAUCCAAUAUAUAGUGUAUGUGCUGCUAGAGUAAGCUAAGAUUUUAUUGUUACUAGAAGUGGGGUAACAUGAGCUUAAAAUAUGACUUGCAUUAAAUAUUUACAGUUUAUGAGCAUUUCCUUAAUAAAUUAUGUUCAGUUUUGUGCCUGAAAUAAAUAAGAACUUAAUCACUGUUUCCUUUUUAAUCUCCAGCAAAUAAAGUAAUUUUAUGAGGAAAAUAAUCGGUAUUUUAAAAUCAUCCAUAGAAUGAAUCCAAGCAGUGCAGAAAUCUAAAGUCAGAAAAUCUUCAUCUGAAGUGAGCAAUGUAACUGGUAUUUUCUAAAUUAAUCAGCUCAUUAAAGUACUCGGUGUCAUUCAAAUAAUAUGUCUGUGUUUGGGUUGUGUUGGUGUGGUAUUUGUAUUUGUGAACCUUGAAUCACAAGGCUUAUUAUUUGCAUCUAAAUUUAUCUCUACAAGUUCAGAUAAUGAUAAUCUUCCAUUGCAUUAACAAUGUUGGAAAUAAAAGAGAAAUAGCAGAUACAG